Molecule: messenger RNA, 1400 nt
Organism: Guyanagaster necrorhizus
Lineage: Eukaryota; Fungi; Basidiomycota; Agaricomycetes; Agaricales; Physalacriaceae
Product: cell cycle checkpoint
Exons: 6
Coding region: 95-991 (298 amino acids)
Biological process (GO): mitotic DNA replication checkpoint signaling; telomere maintenance; meiotic DNA integrity checkpoint signaling
Cellular component (GO): site of double-strand break; checkpoint clamp complex; nucleolus
Source: RefSeq, a predicted model, not a curated record
CUUCACUUGAUACUUUUACGUCCUUUCAAGCACCAUGCUCGUAUCCAUCACCUGAGCGACCGAUUUUACCGCCAAAAACGCGUACGAUAAGAACAUGCGUUUUCGGACUACUAUUGACAAUGUUCCAACUUUCUUCCGUAUCAUACAAUCCAUCGAGAAGCUCCAAAAGAAAUGCAUCAUAAAGUUCACGGAAACGAACAUGCAUCUCAUCUGCAAUAGCGACACGAAUGAAGGCGGUAUACAGGUCUGGUCACAAAUCAAGGUCGAAUCAAUAUUCAGCGGCUACCGCAUCCAGUCUAACGCGUCAAACGAGAUUACUGUAGCUUUAUUCUCCGAGGCUCUCCUUGCUGCCCUCAGGUCUGCAUCAUCAUCUACCACUGGUGCCUUGUCUUCGUUCGAGGCCGAAGAGGUCGUCAUGAAGCUCGCAAAGAAGAGUGAUCAGGCCGUACUCAGCUUUGAGAUUACGGGAAUGACCAGAGUAGGCCGACGGGUAAAGGUCACCCACGAUGUCAAGAUUGAAGUGAUGAAGCCGAGCGACGUCGAGAGAUUAAAUGAGCCAAUGUGUCCUGAGCCAGACACACACAUCCUCCUCCCGCCCUUACAGAAGCUGCGAACGAUUGUUGAUCGCCUCCGGCCAAUGUCUAAUGUUCUUGGAGUGCGCGCAAACAACAACGGAUGCCUCCAGUUUUCUAUACAUACUGAAAGCGUCAAGGUUGACACUGAGUGGAAAGGAUGUACGAACCCAAAAAUGGCGCGGGAGAACGCAUCUCAGCAAGAGGAUCCUCCUUCGGAUCCUGAUGAAAUGUUCAGUGUCCUCGUUUCUAUUCGUAGUUUUAUCAAAUUUCUGCACAGUCAUGUCGUCUCAACUACCACCAUCGCUUGUAUUUGUCAAAAUCACUGUAUGAUACUCUAUGUGUAUAUUGGAGAUGUGGCAGAUGCGGGAGGGGUGCUGACGUUCUACAUACCUGCCAUGCUGGACGAUGACGGUUAAAUGGCGAGUUUUUCUAUAACAUUUAUUCUAUUGGCAGCCUUGUGUAUAGCCAUUUACCAUUUACCAGUGCCCCUCCCCAAGAAUGAUAUGCGCAUUCAACAGACUACUGGUAUGCAGCGUCCAUUGGCGGCUCAGUGUCGUUGACUUCAUACAAGCGUUACUCCAAAGUGGCAUAGCCCUUCGGCAUCAGUAUGGAAUUGCAUAUGCUGAAGGCUUUUGGAAAGUGAACAUAACGCGAGGGGAGAUUCAAGUACAUGUUUGCUCUAGUACCGGAUUUUCAUCUCUUUCUGCUUGUUUUUUGAGAACGGAUGCUUUCAUGAGAUGGGCUUAUCUUCCGUGGAUCGACCCGAGGAGCGGAACAUGACAAUGGUCUGCAUACUAUUUUACAGUACUAGUAAAAACAGCAGGG